Molecule: messenger RNA, 530 nt
Organism: Racocetra fulgida
Lineage: Eukaryota; Fungi; Glomeromycota; Glomeromycetes; Diversisporales; Gigasporaceae
Source: the annotation of a GenBank genome assembly
UUCCAAAAAGAUUGAAAUUCGAUAACAGUGAUAUCAAUGAAGUUGAUGAUAUAGAAACUCAAAGUAUACACUCGGGAUUAACAGGAUACAGUCCAAACAAUCCAUUUUUUAUACCGGUUAAAGAUGAUGCAUCGGGUGAAAAUGAUGUAUUUGACUCAUCCUACCAUACUAGAUCAGAGGAAUCAAAUGAUGAUAUUGAACUUGAACAAAAAGAAAAAAUCGAGUUUCAGUAUGAAUGGUUUGUUGGACCCGGUAUAAAAGAGUUUACAUUGAAUGAAAAUGACAAUAAGAAUUUAUCAACUGGGAUCCCAGAAAUGAUUGGUCCCGCAUCAUUGAAAGCGAUUUUUGAAAAUAUAAGAAGCGAAUAUACUCCAUAUCAUUUGUCAGAUAAAGAUGUUAUACGAUGUCAUGAGAUAUCCAAGAUCGCAAAUAAAAACUUCCAAGGUUGCAAGUCAUUACUUAGGAAAUGGCAGAAGGAAGUCGAAGAGAAUGAUGAUGAUUUAGUUUUAGAAGUUUUUGAAUCAGUGUAA